This is a messenger RNA of Lycium barbarum (goji berry), 1722 nucleotides long. Its product is annotated as senescence/dehydration-associated protein At4g35985, chloroplastic-like. Gene Ontology annotation, cellular component: plasma membrane. The record is from RefSeq and is a predicted model, not a curated record. Lineage: Eukaryota; Viridiplantae; Streptophyta; Magnoliopsida; Solanales; Solanaceae. The coding region runs from base 230 to 1543 and encodes 437 amino acids. The transcript has 5 exons.
UUCCACACGGGGCUUAACACAUGAAGCCACAUGUCAAGCCAUGUCGACUCGUCUUCAACCUUAAAUCCGCCUUUUUUUCUCUUUCCAAUAGUUUCUUACACCUUAAGCUAAAACUUGCAUAAAUCUUCAAACCAACUCAUCCCAAAUUAUUAUAUCUUGACAAUUUUACUAAGUUCUAUCCUUUUUGUAUUCCAAACUGGGGAAUCAAGCGUCCAAAAAAACUACUACUAUGUCUUCUCAAAAUCCAACUCGUCCCAAAUUAUACCCAGAAGUUAUUGAUUCAGACCCUCCAUUGUCUACAAAUACACGAAAGAGCCCCUCAACUUCUUCUAUGUAUCCAACUAUAGACAUGAAAGAUCUAGCAGAAAAUCUAUUUCCAGAAACUGAAACCGAUCAACCAAAUCAAGACUCCAACUUUGUAUCACUAGAACAAGUGAUUGUCAAAAUCCCAGGUGCAAUUGUUCAUUUAAUUGACAAAGAACGUAGCAUCGAACUUGCUAGUGGUGAUUUCGAAAUUGUUCAACUAAAACAAGGUGACAACGUUGUUGCUGUUCUUGCACGUAUUGGUGAUCAAAUCCAAUGGCCAUUAGCAAGAGAUGAAGCUGCUGUAAAGCUUGAUGAAUCUCACUAUUUCUUCACUCUUAGGGCACCUUCUGAAGCAAAUGAUAAAGAUGAAGAGAACUUACUCAACUAUGGGUUAACAAUUGCAUCAAAAGGACAAAAAAAGGUAUUAAAGGAGUUGGAUUCAGCAUUAGAGAAGUACAGUGCAUUUGAAGUGGAGAAAGUGAAGAAGGAUAAAGGGGUUGUAGAAAAAUGGUGGAUGGCUCCAAAGGAUGUUUCACCAGAAGAAAUGGAGAAGAAAAAGGAUGAUAUGGAGAGGAGUUCUGCCGCGUAUUGGACAACUUUGGCUCCGAAUGUUGAGGAUUAUAGUAGUAGUGCUGCUAGAUUUAUUGCAGCCGGGUCGGGUCAAUUGGUGAAGGGGAUAUUGUGGUGUGGGGAUGUUACUGUGGAUAGGUUGAAAUGGGGAAAUGAUGUGUUGAUUAAGAGGAUGGGAAAAGGAAGUAGUUCUGAGAUUAGCCCUGAGGCUAUGAGAAGGAUGAAAAGGGUGAAGAAGACGACAAAAAUGUCAGAGAAAGUGGCAACUGGCAUACUGUCAGGAGUAGUGAAGGUCUCUGGAUUCUUUACAAGUCCUAUUGUAAACUCAAAAGCUGGUCAGAAAUUCUUUAGCCUUCUUCCAGGAGAAAUUGUGCUUGCCUCCUUAGAUGGAUUCAAUAAGGUUUGUGAUGCUGUUGAAGUGGCCGGAAGGAAUGUGAUGUCAACAACCUCAGUAGUGACAACUAGUCUUGUUCAACAGAGGCAUGGUGACCAGGCUGCAGAGAUGACACGUGAAGGAUUUGAUGCUGCAGGGCACGCUAUGGGGACUGCCUGGGCUGUGUUUAAGAUAAGAAAAGCACUUAAUCCAAAGAGUGCUGUCAAGCCCACUUCAGUUGCAAAAGCUGCUGCUCAAGCUAGCCUUGCUAAGUUGAAGACCAAGAAGAAGUGAUAAUGAUCUGGAUGUUCCAUCAACCAUAUCUUAACAUGUUCUAACUUUGCUCAAUUUGCACUUGUUUUAUCUAUUGCUUAUAGAGGUUGUCUUUGCUUGUAAAAUACUUUGAGAGAAUGAUGUAAUGUAUCUGAACUUUGAACUUGCUGGAAUGAUAGUAUCUAUUGGCUUUAUUACUA